AUGUUGUUCCGCCGAACGCAUCGAAAGACUUGGUGGGCAUAUGCACACCGCUGGCAGAGCCGCAUUAUGCUUGUUCUGGGGGUUGUCAAUGGGGGUAUAGGGUACAAUCUUAGCCGGUCUGGGGGUUCUCCCGGUGUAUUUGUCGCCUAUGGAGUGGUGGCUGCGCUUGUCUACGCCUUGUACUUUUCGAUCAUUGCCUUCAAGGCAAUUAGGCAGCGACGAGCCUCCCGUGGAGAUAAAGCUCUUCCUGCGGAGGGAGCGGGGCUUACGGAGACGGAAGAGCAUACUCUAACGGGGAUACCUACGCACAACUCCGUGUCAACCUAA
This is a messenger RNA of Penicillium concentricum, 327 nucleotides long. RefSeq lists its product as uncharacterized. The record is from RefSeq and is a predicted model, not a curated record. Lineage: Eukaryota; Fungi; Ascomycota; Eurotiomycetes; Eurotiales; Aspergillaceae. The coding region runs from base 1 to 327 and encodes 108 amino acids. The transcript has a single exon.